AUGCUUCGUAAAUAUGGCGAGGAACUGUGGCAGGAAGUACUGAACCGGUCCGGUUUCGAAAGCGGCAAAGAGAACAUCAUUAAUCAUUACUAUUCGGAUGUCGACACAUAUCUCCUAGUGGAUAGUGUAGCAGUGCUCACAAAAAUGUCACGUGAGCAAGUGUGGGAGUUGUAUGGAUCAUUUCUCAUAGAGUACACUAUGGAAAUCGGAUGGGAUGAACUCAUCCGAAAUAUGAGUCCAGACCUGAAGGUACAAUAA
Messenger RNA from Cooperia oncophora, 258 nucleotides. Lineage: Eukaryota; Metazoa; Nematoda; Chromadorea; Rhabditida; Trichostrongylidae. The record is from the annotation of a GenBank genome assembly.